This is a messenger RNA of Nerophis lumbriciformis (worm pipefish), 2189 nucleotides long. RefSeq names its product bromodomain containing 7 (gene brd7). Gene Ontology annotation, biological process: regulation of transcription by RNA polymerase II. Gene Ontology annotation, cellular component: nucleus. The record is from RefSeq and is a predicted model, not a curated record. Lineage: Eukaryota; Metazoa; Chordata; Actinopteri; Syngnathiformes; Syngnathidae.
UUCUUCAUUCGUCCACCGCCAUAAUUCAAUUCAAACAGAGAAGAAGAAGAAGAAGAAGAAACAGGAAGUUGCCGGCUCUGCCUGAGCAUAUUACAAACAAUGGGCAAAAAGCACAAGAAACACAAGUCGGAAAAACACACAUUUGAAGAAUAUGGAGAGAGACCCCUCAAGCUGGUGCUGAAAGUGUCCGGCAAUGAGGUGACCACAGGGAGCUCCAGUUUGGACACGUUUUACGACGAGCAGUCCACAGAUUAUGACAAACCCAAGGACAAGGACAAGGACAAGAAAAAGAAAAAGAAGAAGGACAAGGAGAGGAACUGUGGAACGCCCGAUAGUGACAAAGGAAAGAAAAGGGUGAUUAAAAAGAGGAAAGUCCAAGAUGCAGAUGGAGAUGACGACCGGGAAAGCUGCAGAACUCCCAUCCGCUCAGAGCUGGAUAAACUGGAAGCGGAGAAAGAGCAAACUCCACUGCAGGAAGCACUGAAUCAGCUCAUCAGACAGCUCCAAAGGAAAGACCCCAGUGCGUUUUUCACUUUUCCAGUGACAGACCUGAUUGCCCCAGGCUACUCUUCUAUUAUUAAACAUCCUAUGGACUUCAGCACAAUGAAAGACAAAGUCAAGAAAGGUUGCUACGUGUCUUUGGACGAACUCAAGGCUGAUUUCAGGACAAUGUGCGAGAACGCCAUGGGGUACAACAAAGCCGAGACCAUCUACCACAAGGUGGCUCGCAAGAUGCUCCACUCAGGCAUGAAGAUCCUGAGCCAGGAGAGGCUGCAGAGCUUGAAGCAGAGCAUCGAGUUCAUGUCUGGUCUGGACCCGUCUAAGGAUGCAAAGUGUGAGGAACAAGGGUCUGCCUGCCUGGUGCUAAAAAGAGAAGCACACUCCAGCACGGACGGCAGCGAACGCUCGCAGACGCCCAGCACACCAAGACACGACAAGGACUCCAAAGACGAGGGGGUCGUGAAAGAGCUGGAAGAAAUCCGCAAGGUCAUCGAGGAGUCCGGAGGGAAGCUUUCCAACCGAGUGCUGCAGUGCGACGUGGAGUUUUCCAGGCAGCAGGCGGAUGGAUCCACUACUUUAGCUUUUGUCAAUCCAGCAGAUCCGGCAGUAGGAGAGACUGGUCACUGCCCCGUCAAGCUGGGCAUGAUGGCCACUCGGCUGCAGAGCGGCGUCAAUUGCCUUCAAGGCUUCCGCGAGGACAAGAGGAACCACAUCACUCCAGUGUCCUACACCAACUACGGCCCGUUCACCUCCUACGCGCCCGCCUACGACUCCAGCUUCUCCAACGUCAGCAAGGAGGACUCGGACCUCGUCUACAGCUUCUUCGGAGACGAGUCAAGUCUGCAAGGCUUAGACAGCUUGUCCGACUUCCUGACCAAAUCUGACGAGUACGUGUACAAGAUGGCCGACAACCUCCUGGACGCCAUGACCAACGGCGAGCACUCGAAGACGCUGAAGGAGGCGGAGCCUCAGGUGGAGCAGCCUCCGACUACGCCUGAAGAGAAAGACAACGCUGAGGCCGCCAAACCUGAUACUUCCUGCAAGACGGAAUCUCCUCUUCCUGCUGACGAGGAUCUUCCAGGAGACAUUCAGCAAAAACUAGACGAGACCACCAAGCUCCUGCGAGACCUGCAGGAAGCCCAGAGGGAGCGACUGAGCACCAAGCAGCCGCCCAACAUGAUCUGCCUGCUUGCGCCCACCACCAAAGAGCUGGAGCUGGCUGAGAAGGUGACGGGCAACUUGACGGAGCUGACGGGCCAAGUGGCGCCGUGUGACAUCAGCAGCGUUCGGGCCAUCAGGAGGGCCAUGGGCAUCGCUCCGGACGCUCUCAUCGACCUGACGACGGUCCUGCAGAUGGCAGAGCCGAUGGACACCAUGGAGUCGGUGCCAAUUACUGCAAUUUAACUGGUAAUAGACGCCGGGUAUCGCAUACAACAACGCGACGCUAGCAUAGCUAACAUUACAGUCACAUUUGAACAGUUACAUCAUUGACCGAAGAAAAACUCAACUACGGCUCCUAUUUUAGGAUGUGUAGCGAAGGCUGCUUUUUAUAAUGUGGGUGUAUGCACGUGUGAGCUCGUGGAUUUUGUUUUAAGAUGCGGUACACAUCAAAAAACUUUUUUUUUUACAAAAAGUACUUUUGGGGGGGAGUUGACAUUUCAUUUAAUAAAUGUAUUUUUAAUUAAAUC